ACGCGAUCACAUGGAAUCCCAUUCAUGUAUGACUUACGUACUUUUCUGUCGUAUCCAAAUGAAACGGGUCCUUUAUUUCCGAAAAUCUUACUUGGUAAUUCAAUUGAGUCUCCAGGAUCAGCUGUGGCCGGCGUCUUGUUCUAAUAAACAAGUAAUGAACCUCAGAAACAGAUGAAGAAUGGAGGGAAUCCUAUACAAGUGGACAAAUUACAUAAGUGGUUGGCAGCCUCGCUGGUUUGUACUGGAAGGAGGGACUUUGUCCUACUAUGACUCGCAAGAGGAUUCCUGGAAAGGAUGCAAGGGAAGCAUCAAGAUCUCAGUGUGUGAAAUACAAGUCCACUCCUCUGACUUCACACGGGUUGACCUGACCAUCCCUGGAGAACAGUACUUCUACCUCAGAGCCAUCAACGCAGCGGAGAGGCAGAAAUGGCUGGUCGCGUUGGGAUCUGCAAAGGCCUGCCUGACAGACAACCGAACCAAGAGAGAGAAAGAACACCAGGAGAACACAGAGGCUCUUAAGACCAAGAUGUCAGAGUUGAGGCUGUACUGUGACCUUCUCCUCCAGCAAGUUAACCAGAUCAAGGACAGUGAGGAGAAUGAGGAGGCUGGGGAGAACCCUGGCACCAUGGUGAAGUCUACAUGCACCACCUUCAUCAAGACGUUGGAGGAGUGCAUGCUGAUCGCCAACCGCACCUUCAGCUCAGACCAGGCCACAAAGACCCCACCCGGGUCACCUCCCGUGGCAACCAUCAAACCCCAGAAGGUCAAACCUGUCAAUCAAUCAAAUCAGGAAAAACACAGGGAGUGUAAAGAAAUCUCAGGAGGAUCUGUAACACAUGACAACCAGAGCCUUGACUGUGGAGCAGAGGGACCAGACCAACGAGACGGACCAGACACGCUCCCUGAGAGAACCACCCAAACACCCCCAACAGAACAUAGCCCAGCCGGCGGAGACCACCAGGGCCCAGAGGAGUCUGCAGUGGAAGAGGAGGCCACUACCCAAACCACCCACACAAACCCUGACCCAGAACACACCGACCAACCAGCGCAGCAGGAAGAGGAGGAGGAAUUCAAAGAGGUGGAGCAGGAAAUGAGGAAUGCCCAAGAAGAAGAGAAACAGGAAGUGACCCAGAACCAACAGGAAGCUGUCACUGACCAAGCGGAAGCCAAGCUGGAAGAGGAGCAGCCUUCCCAGCCUCAGGAAGAAGAGAGGGAGGAGGAGGAGACAGAGCAGGUGGACACAUUCUUCAGUACGAUGAGUCACAGAUUUAGUGAUAUAAGACUGGACGGUGACAGUGGUAUUCCUACACAAGCCUUUUUGGACUCAUGCUAUGCGAUAGUGCCUGUAUUAGACAAACUAGGAUCCACAGUAUUUGGUCCAGUAAAAAUGGAUUUUACGGGCAACAUCAAGAAGAUCCACCAGAAGCUGUCGUCGGACCCGGGCAGCUUCCCCACACUGCAGACCAUAGUGCUCCAUGAGGUGCAGACCGGUGUGGCCCGCGUCCGCAACUCAGCCACCGAGGCCCUGCUGUGGCUCAAACGAGGACUCAAGUUCCUCAAGGAGUUCCUGUCCCUGGUCAACUCUGGGGAAAGGGAUAUCCCCGGAGCGCUGGGUAAUGCUUAUGGACGGAGUCUGCGGCAGUAUCAUGGAUGGGUUGUGCGAGGUGUAUUUGCUCUGGCCCUCCGAGCAGCGCCAUCAUACAGCAGCUUUGCGGCGGCUCUGGUGUCCAGAGAGGGGGAUGAACUGAAAGAAGGAUUCAACACAGGCAUGCACCGGGACCUGGGGGUCUACCUGCCUGCCAUGGAGAACCAACUGGCCAUCCUGGAUGCCCUGUAUGAAGAAUACAACCUGGAGUCAGAUGAGGUGGUCUGAGAGGAGGAGACGAGACCCCAGCUGGUGGCCCGAGAGGAGGAGACGAGACCCCAGCUGGUGGCCCGAGAGGAGGAGACGAGACCCCAGCUGGUGGCCCGAGAGGAGGAGACGAGACCCCAGCUGGUGGCCCGAGAGGAGGAGACGAGACCCCAGCUGGUGGCCCGAGAGGAGGAGACGAGACCCCAGCUGGUGGCCCGAGAGGAGGAGACGAGACCCCAGCUGGUGGCCCGAGAGGAGGAGACGAGACCCCAGCUGGUGGCCCGAGAGGGACACUACCAGAGGAGGAAGAGAGCUCUCAGACUCAGACCAUCUGGGAUACACUGACAGAGGAGGACGGUGUGGAGGGAGAGGAGAACCCUCUUCAGGAUGCAGAAACUUUAACCCUGGAGGUGUAGGCUUGGUUGGUUUGCUCCCCGAGAACAGGGUCAAGCCCCAGGUAGCAUGCUCACUAGAUUAGCCAAUCAGAGCCAUCCGGAGGAUGGAGGGGCGUGAUUGAGUGUGAGCAUGCUCGGUGUAAGAUGAGGUAUUGUCUCACAUUACUAACUCUGGAACAAUGCAAGGUCUAAUGGCCGUAGAGGGACUAGGUUUGAGGGAGGACUUUUUCAGGUUUUCCUUCUAGUGGUUUACGCUUAGUGCUUCCAAUUACAAAGGGUGCACUGUUGUACAAAUGGUGGUCUUCUGACGGAGCACAUUUCCUGACGACGGAUGCACACUUCACUCCGUUAUAGUGACUGACUGUACUUGAUGUAGUGUACAGUACUUUAGACUCAGGCUCUUUUCCCUCCUGUGACUUCCAUUAUGAACAGCUGCACCAUUGGUUGCCGAGAAUGCACAAAUAUGAACUUCUACUUUAAAUUGAGGCUGAUAUUGUUAUAAUUGGCAGCAUUAUUUGACCGCUUACAUAGGCUGUAUGUAAUGAACUGCAUACAACACUGAAGAGUAAUGUAGCAGUGUUAGUAUUGAUCCCUGCUGAACUCAUACACCAAUAUACUGUAUCUACAUGGAUGACCCACCUCCUCCCUCCAGAACCAUUCUCAUUCUCGCAUAUUGUCUCAUCUACAAAUGUAUUGUUUACCAAGUGACAUUAACAUGAACUAGUAUUUUCCUCGUUAUCUUAAUCAUUUAAAUGUAGUCUGAGUAACUUAUGGAAUAAACCAUGUUCUAUAUGGAUGGAUGGAAAUGUCCAUGUUUUAAUGUAAAGGGUUCGACUGAGGUGCCAACUGAAGUGGAAUAUAUAUAGCAAGGCCUUGAUUCAAAAUGUAUUAACAAUCAUGAUGAUGGAUAGAUUGUUAGUCUAUUAGCUGACUUUCCUCUCUGUGACUGAUGGCCUAACUGAUGGUGUGGGUUAAUAAUAAUACAGUGGUUAUCAUAGAGGCAGUCUAACUUUGGCCUCUUAAUUCUGGACAUGAAUUCAGUCUUGUUAUAGAUGCACUGAGCCAUUUGGACAAAGCAGGAAGAUCUGACCGAUGUGCAAUAGGCUGAUUCCUUGUUGUGAAGCAUUUCUGGUGUCAAUGCUAAUGUUUUUGCUAUGCUAAUGUUUUUGCUAUGCUAUUGUAUCUCACAGUUUCAGAACACAAUUUAUACGAAUGUACAUAAGAUGGCAUUUUUACAUAUGUAUUAAACUUGAUGAAAUGGUGAAUGGGUA
This is a messenger RNA of Salvelinus namaycush (lake trout), 3518 nucleotides long. Its product is annotated as pleckstrin homology domain-containing family A member 8-like. The coding region runs from base 179 to 1873 and encodes 564 amino acids. Lineage: Eukaryota; Metazoa; Chordata; Actinopteri; Salmoniformes; Salmonidae. The record is from RefSeq and is a predicted model, not a curated record. The transcript is spliced from 13 exons. Gene Ontology annotation, cellular component: cytoplasm; membrane; cytosol. Gene Ontology annotation, biological process: ceramide transport; intermembrane lipid transfer. Gene Ontology annotation, molecular function: ceramide 1-phosphate transfer activity; ceramide 1-phosphate binding.